CCUCUGUUUGCCUUAACAAGUAACUUUCUGAACCGAUCGAUUUUCUUUAUUUAAAUAAUAGUGUUUAAUAUUCCAAAUAGCUUAUAAUUAUUCGUUACUUUAUUAGCUUCCGCUUUGGUGGCCUAGCAAGGGAUCCAGCUAGCUAGCGUAUCAGUUGUUUCCUGAUGGCGUUUCGUAGGUAGCGUUAAUUACCUAGUGAGCGAAUAUAGCGGUAUAAGUUAAAAUAAAUGCCAAGUGAACUGCAAAUUAGCUGGUUAACGGUUUCUGCCGUCAGCUUGCUAACAUUAGUUAUCUAGAUUCGUUUUUUAUACCACAAAUAAACAUUUGUAGUUAGGAAGCUAGCAAACUACAGCAUAUCUCUAGUUAACAAGCCAUGGGUGCCAUAUUCCUGCUGUUCAACCAACCAUAACUCCAGCUGAACGCCUUCUGUAUCGCAAGUUUAUUGGAAAAGUAUUGACCCCGGUCAUGGCUAAAGAUCCACUGGCAGAAGCUGGGCUUCAUUAUGAUGAACUCAACAAGUUACGGAUCCUUGAACCUGAUGUUGGCCAGAAGACCACAGAGCUCAAAGAAGAAUGCAAGGACUUUGUUGACAAAAUUGGCCAGUUUCAGAAGAUAGUGGGUGGACUCAUUGAAAUGGUGGAUGAAUUGGCCAAGGAAGCAGAAAAAGAGAAGAUGAAGGUAUGUACUGUAAACACAUUUAAAAUGACUCUAAAUCGUUGUGACAUGUUGUUAAUCAUUUUACAGGCCAUAGGUGCCAGAAACCUGCUGAAGUCUGUUGCAAAACAACGGGAAGCCCAGCAACAGCAACUCCAGGCUCUAAUUGCUGAGAAGAAGAUGCAGCUGGAAAGGUAUCGAAUUGAAUAUGAAGCUCUUUGCAAAGUGGAGGCAGAGCAGAAUGAAUUCAUUGACCAGUUUAUAUUGCAGAAGUGAGCACUUGUCAAGUGGAUAGAAGAUGUGUGGUUGACUCACAGCGUGUUCCUCAAAGGACUGAUUCAGACAGGUCAUUUAAUUCUUUACAUGGCAUUAACAGGUAUCCUCCCAACCUCUACCUACUCAUUUUUUCUAUUUAAACCACAAACUGCAUUCUCUGUCAAGGUCAGUUCAGGGGUUGUGUGUGUAACAUACAUGUAACAUCUUUACUUUUGUGUCAAAAAAAAAUUGAAAAUUAUUUAUAUAGAAAUGAAGAUAUUUAUACUAUUUAUAAAUAGAAAUGUAAAUUUGAUUCAGUAUCUUUUGCUACAAUACAGUAUUUGCUUCUUACUGUAAAUAAUUGCAUCCUUAAGAUGUUUUCUGUAUAUUUGUUCUUUGAUUUGAAAAUGUUUUUUUUAAAUUGUGCUCAUUCUUUAUCCUGAUAUUCUUGAUUCUGUUCAUGGGACCACAACAAAGAGGUGCAUCAGAAGUUCAGAAACCCUAAAACCAAACAGAUCCUUAAUUUAUUGUUUUACAUUAUUUAGAUCUUGCAUAUCAACCAACAUUACUUUUACAAGCAUCUUGUAAAGCUGAUAUAUAUUUGAAUAAAAAUAUUUUGCACAUGCAA
This is a messenger RNA of Electrophorus electricus (electric eel), 1537 nucleotides long. RefSeq names its product intraflagellar transport 20 homolog (Chlamydomonas) (gene ift20). The record is from RefSeq and is a predicted model, not a curated record. Gene Ontology annotation, cellular component: ciliary base; intraciliary transport particle; non-motile cilium. Gene Ontology annotation, biological process: protein localization to cilium; cilium assembly. NCBI's taxonomy places the organism in Eukaryota, Metazoa, Chordata, Actinopteri, Gymnotiformes, Gymnotidae.